AUCAAUAAAGAUGAUGAUGUUGACUGUAUGAGCAGUCACAGUGUUGUCUGUCAUUGUGUGAAGCUUUAAGCUCUCUGCUAUUAAUGCCUCACAGAAACAUGUUAUCAACCUGCCUCUGGAUCCCUUCAUGCUUCUCACUCGUCCUGUCUUUCUACUCUUCCUUCACCCCUUUUAUUUUUUACUUUGGGCGUCAGUCUCCCAGCUACCUGUGUCAUUUCUCUGUCUUUCAGUCAUAUAUACAAAGAAAAGAUAUGAAUGUAUGUUUUUGUUCUGCGUGUGGAAUCCAAAGUGAGGCUCCCUGUCAUAGUUUCCACUAAGAAACAGCAUCAGGAGGCAGUGAUGUCAGCUCUGUCUCCCACUCUCUCGCACAGACGCAGUCACUGCCCUUCAUUAUGUAUGUAUGAUUAGUCAGUGUUGUAUCUGUCAGUGGAGGAAUAGGAAGAGAGAAGAAAAUAGAUUUCCCUCCUCCUUCCACCGAUGAUUGGCCUGCAGUGAAUGAGACCAGGAAAAAGAGAGGAGGGGACUGUGGCUAAUGCGUCAUAGGCUGGCAGGCCCUCAUUUAAGUGGCUUUGGAUCUGGGAGAGAGAGAGAGAUUAAAGUGUGAGUGACAUUUUCAGCUCUCCACACCCAAAUCUCUGGAAAAUUCCUUGAGUUUUCAGUCUGCUGCUGAGCGAGACAGGAACAAGCUGCAGCAGAAGAAAACGCAGAUUAGCAAAUGUUAGAUGUUGUUUUCAAUUUCUAACUUUAGAUUCUCGUUUCAUAAUCUUGGAAUGUGCCGCACUGCCUCUCUAACGUUGUGGACUUGAUGUACUGUGGGCACCGAAGGAGAAAAACUGCUGCUGCGCAUGUGAAGCCAGUGCUGGGGAAGAACCCGACCACGGUCCUGUUUGGAACAUCCCGUUGUCUCUGCUCGUCCGUCACCCUGGGGAAAGCAACAGUCCUCCAACCUCGUCCCUCCUCUUCCUCAACUUCAUUGACUGUUACAGCAUUGCAUCGCACCCUGAACUCAGUUAUCAGGUGGAAAAGGUUGCGGAUCGGCGGGUCGCCUGUCAUGCACAUUAAGACCACUAAAUGUAACCGGUUCUGCCUGGUGGCCUCGGUGACCAGCCGGGAAUUAUUCCACCACUCUGAGGUGCAGGCUGGCUUUGAGGCCUUGUUCCGUUCAUUCGACUCGGAGGUGCAGUUCCAGUACUUCAAGUCGUUUCGGCGGAUCAGGAUCAGUUUCAGAGAUGCUCUGGCUGCAGCGGAGGCGAGACUCCGACUACAUAAGACGGACUUCAACGGCAAAGAAAUGAGACUUUACUUCGCUCAGUCUGUGCACAUAGGGAGUCCUCGGCUGGAGCCUCCCAAGCCAGAGAAGCAGUUCCUGAUCUCGCCUCCUGCUUCCCCUCCAGUCGGCUGGGAACAGUCUCAGGACGCCACACCGGUCAUCAACUAUGACCUGCUUUGUGCCAUCUCUAAACUGGGGCCAGGGGGGAAGUACGAGCUUCACACAGCAACACCAACCACUCCCAGCGUGGUCGUCCAUGUGUGCGACGACGAACGCGGUGACAGCUCCGCACCCGAUGACAGCGACCAGGAUGACAAGCCCCGCCCACCACGACCAAAGAUCAUUCAGACUCGACGGCCUGACUACACACCUAGAGUUGAGCAGUGAGCGGUGCUGACAGGGGAAUCUGUACUGUGUCAGCGUCGAUCAGCAGCUGAACACGCUCGCAGAGAUUUGGAUAAAACUGUGAGAAGGCGUCUGUGGGUGCUGCAAUAUCCAGCUGAAGCAAAUGACUAGAAUUGCAUGCUGCAUUUGUGUCGUGUUCGACAGACCGAAGCGGGAAAGGGUUUAAAUUGACUUACUGUACGACUGUUGAUAUCUGCUCUGGUGCUCCAUUUGUCUGUUAUUAAGGUGUGAAGCAACCCGCUUCAGCUUUUUCACAUUUUAGUGGCUUGUGUGCUCACUAGCAUGAAGUCAUGACAGUGUCCAUUGCUCUGCACUGUUGUCUGAUGUAUCUGCUUGGCCUAAACAAAGCUGGCCUCCUGCUGUCUUUGCUGCGACUCAGUUUCCCAAAAAAAGCAGUUUUCCUGGAAUUCUCUUCAAAGUAGUGUUUGAAGUUUGCUGCAUUCUGUGUGUGUUUUGGUUGUCUCAUAGCAAACAGCUGUUAUUAAAGGCACCCACAUAGGAAGUGAUUUGUAGUGACGGAGACCUUCAGGCAACAACUAUCAAGAUGGCUGCUGGUGGCAUGAAGUUUGGAGUUAACCCUCGAGAACCUGAAUGUCUGCAGGCCGCUGACUCUCAACAACACAGCGAUACACCGUGAUCACAUCCUGCGUGGACGGCCGUUUACUCUUUGGCUUAAAGUCCAACCAAUGUUUAUCUGUUACUUUAGAACGCCACACUUACCUGUUCGUGUCCCUGACCAUGCCGUGCUUUAAAAAAAACAGAUGACACUUUCUGCCAUGUGGGGGUUAAAUAGUGUUCUGAAAAAUGUCUUUCUGCCAAUGUGUGCGAGCGCUGCUGUUCAACCAGUGACUCAAGCCCCAAACACGCUGCCGGUUAUUUUGGGGCCUGUUUUGUACUUGUGGCACAUCCAGCUCAUGUCCUAUGGCUUCUACUAUGAAGCAGGAUGGUCAAGAUAAAAAUGGUCUUAUCCAGGUCAUCUCAGGGUUAACCCUGGAUUUUCUUUACUUAGAUGGUGCAGUAAGACGUGGUAUAUAUCACUCAUGUACCCAUGGUAACUAACCUCUUAUAAAAAGAGGUUAUGAUAGAGGUCGCAGAUCACCACCUACGUACCAGUCUGUGCGGUCCCUCAGACCUCUGUGUGUGGAUACUGGGAGGGUCUAAAUUAUUUUUAGUGUGUGAAGUCUACAUGUUCGCUGCAAUUAAACCGUUUCAGUUCUGUGAGGAUUAGUGUAUGGUCCCAAAACAGAGCUCCUUGUUGUACUUGCUCAGUUUGUAUCAAAUGAAUUCUGCUCUUGUAUUUAUUCACUGUCAGGCUGCAGCUGAUACAAUAAAAACUCUUUCAAACAGACAUUUCAUUACAUUAUAGUCCAUCAGAUCCUCUGAUGUCUUAAUGAUAGAGCUGUGAUAUUGAGAAGUUUGAUAAGUUACACAGUCAGCAGUUUUGGCAGCUUUCCUUCCUGGUUUCAAAUCGGCUAAACUUCAUAUAAUUUUAAUACUAAAGCAGUGUACAGCACCUCUGUUACUGCAUGUGUUUAACUUCUCAUAUUUUUAUCUUCCUUCUUAACUCUCAGCCGUAUCAGACUGAUGGGGACUGUGGUCACCCUGCCGACAGGCCCAAGUUUGUGAAGCGAUAACUCAAGAAUGAGGCGACAUAGGUUUUUGAAAUUAAUACCAUAGGAGGCUGAGGGGUAGCACUGUAAAAUCUGCUGCUCUGCUGGCUGUUUACGUACCAUGUUUGACCAGGCAACACCAUCCCUUUCAUGUGAUAGUGCAGAGAAAUCCCGGGUUGACCAGCGAUGGGAGGUUUUAUCCUGAUUUCAGAUAUUCCAGUAAGAGAAUAAAGGAUGGGAUAUACUGGACUUGCUUCGUAGUACAGGGCCCUGUUGUGUGCAUGUUUGACUGUGUGCUUUCAAAGAUGUACUAACUGCUGUGUUGCUGUUGCAUCAGUAGGAUUACAGCAAUUUCCAACUAAUUGUUGUUUGAUUUCCAAAAUGUUGCAGCCGUGAACGCGGCGUCAUUGUCACCCUGCCAGUAUGGGCUGGCAGACGUUGGGGACAACGAAGUAUUGACUGACUGAACGAAGAUGGCUUGUUUCACAUUGAUACCAUAAGUGUAUCUACUAUGAGGCUGAGGUGCAGCACUGGCUAUCUUUAAUAUGUCUGCUUUUCUGAAGUUUUUAUAAGACUAGCUUAGCUUUUUCUGGUAUAUAGUGCUCAGCUGCAGAUGUUCGAACGCUGUGUCUCAAAUCUGUGUAGCUAAUGCAUAACACAGGACUGUCACCUCUACAUGAACAUUUCAGAACUGGACUGAUGCUAUAUAUCCCAGUUUAACUCUGUAUAAAUGGAAUCACAACACACUUGUUUGUUUCAACCUGUAAAUGGAACUUUAGGGCCACGUGACACUUUGUGAUACUGAAAGAAUCUAAAAAUGAAAACGUGUCUGUCUUUGCCAGUCGAGCAUCUUAACGGGCUGUAACUGCACCUUUAGUCCGGGUAUUUUGUUUCCCUUUCAUUUAGACACAAUUGGACAGUGUGGUGGUUUGGCUACUUUUUUACUAGAAUUUUAUUAUUUUUGAAAUAAGUAAUAAGUUACCGUGAAUAAAUAUUUCACCAUCUAAUUCCAUCUGUGUCAUUGUCCUAUAUAAGAGUAUAUGUCUGUAUUACACACAUAAGUUUGAGUAUAUUUCUGAACUGUUUUAAGGACUCCUGGUUGAAGUCAUUUGAAUGAGGUUUGUGUUUUUCCUGUAUGUGAAUUUUGUAAUAUUUUGGUCACAGUGGGCUGGAUGUUUUGACAGUGUAAAUAAACACAGUUCGAAAGCC
This is a messenger RNA of Maylandia zebra (zebra mbuna), 4494 nucleotides long. RefSeq names its product regulator of calcineurin 1b (gene rcan1b). NCBI's taxonomy places the organism in Eukaryota, Metazoa, Chordata, Actinopteri, Cichliformes, Cichlidae. Gene Ontology annotation, cellular component: nucleus; cytoplasm. Gene Ontology annotation, biological process: calcium-mediated signaling. Gene Ontology annotation, molecular function: calcium-dependent protein serine/threonine phosphatase regulator activity; nucleic acid binding. The record is from RefSeq and is a predicted model, not a curated record.